Messenger RNA from Vigna angularis (adzuki bean), 1685 nucleotides. Its product is annotated as probable serine/threonine-protein kinase PBL25. The transcript has 8 exons. Gene Ontology annotation, biological process: protein phosphorylation. Gene Ontology annotation, molecular function: ATP binding; protein kinase activity. The record is from RefSeq and is a predicted model, not a curated record. NCBI's taxonomy places the organism in Eukaryota, Viridiplantae, Streptophyta, Magnoliopsida, Fabales, Fabaceae.
AUGGAUAUAUGUCUUGGCUUAUAUGCCGUCCCAAGGUUGCAAGUUUUGGUGGAGAUUUCACCACCUGAAAUAGCACAACAGCCUUUGAGAAACAGGAGUGGAUCUGGUCGUAAGAUGUCGCUGGAGUUUAUUGCAGGCAUUUUCUCAGCAAUGGUAGUGGCCUUACUCUACUGGCUCUUCAGGAAAAAGGUCAUUCCAUUUCUUAAGCAACGUAAGACUUUGAAAGGAAAGGAACAUAAAAGCUUUGAACAUGACACUAUAUCAUUAAGGUGUUUUGAUUUUAAGGAACUAGAGAAAGCAACAGCAAAUUUUAGCGAAGAUUGCUUGCUGGGUUCUGGUGCAUUUGGAAAUGUCUACAAAGGAACUUUUGAGUUAGAAGGAACACUGGCCAUUAAGAGAGCUCAUUUUGAAUCAUUCACAAGUGUGGAUGAAUUCAGAAAUGGUUAGCCUCAAUGAAGAUAAUUCUGCCUUAUUUAUUUGUUCAUGGCAGAAGUUAGGCUUCUUUCAGCUGUUAGGCACAGGAAUGUUAUUGGUCUGGUUGGAUAUUGUGAAGAACCAGAACAAGAUGGAGCCAAAAUACUGGUCUAUGAAUAUGUUCCAAAUGGUUCACUGCUUGAGUACAUCAUGGGUAACAGAAUGAGUUUAACUUGGAGGCGAAGAGUGAAAAUAGCAAUAGGAGCAGCAAGAGGCAUAGCUUAUUUGCAUGAAGGUGUGAAGCCAAGCAUAAUCCACCGUGACAUCAAACCAAGUAACAUCCUAUUAGGGGAAGGUUUUGAGGCUAAGGUUUCGGAUUUUGGGUUAGUGAAAUCAGGUCCAACUGGUGAUCAGUCACAUGUGAGCAGCCAGAUAAAAGGGACACCAGGGUACCUUGACCCAGCCUAUUGUUCAAGCUUUCAUUUGACCAAAUUCAGUGACGUUUAUAGCUUUGGUGUCAUACUUUUGCAACUUGUUUCAGCUAGACCUGUGGUGGAUUCCACUGAUAAACAAAGUAAUCAACAUAUCAUUGACUGGGCAAGGCCAAGCAUAGAGAAGGGCAGUGUUGAAGAAAUCAUAGAUGCAAAUCUACUAUGUCAAAGUGAGCCCUGCAAUAUGGAAGUUAUGCUGAAGAUGGGGAAACUUGCUUUAAGAUGUGUGGUUGAAGAACCAAAACAUCGCCCAACAAUGACUCAGGUGUGUCAAGAACUAGAGCGAGCCCUCAGCUCAUCUGAUAGCUUCAACAGCAACAAACAGUCUUCAAAGGGAUUCUUUACACCAAUUGGUUUAUCCCAGCAAUCACCCAAGUCUGAGACUCGGGGAUCAGUUGAAUCAUAUGAUUGUUCACAGAGCUUUGUUAGUAUUGAUGGUGUUGGAUUGCAGAAAUUCCAUGUUGAUAUGGAUAGUUUCUCCUUUAAGAGCACAAACUUAAGGUGCCUAGAAAAUAAUAGUAUUAGUAUUGACAUGAAUAGAAUGUAAUGGUAACAGUUUUUGUACUGAUAACAACGAUUUGGAAACAGAGACUUCUCCAACAGAAUGAGAAAAACUCAUCACUCUUUUCCUAUAUUGGAAUUCUGGAUUUGAGAGUAACGAAAUAGUUUCAGUAUGUCUCAUCAUUGUCUUCAUUCAAAUCUCGUUGUCAACGUACAUCUAUAUGUAUGCAUGGAUCCAGUUCAGAGGUGUGGAAGUAAUUUUCAGUCCUUUUUUUCUCC